This is a messenger RNA of Cuscuta europaea, 1471 nucleotides long. Lineage: Eukaryota; Viridiplantae; Streptophyta; Magnoliopsida; Solanales; Convolvulaceae. The record is from the annotation of a GenBank genome assembly.
AUUCAUAUAAAUUGUUACUACAACCAGCUAUAUAUCACAACUCUCAAUACAACCAUACAACUAAUUAAUUAAUCUGCUUCCAUCACUGACCAUUUUUACUCUUUUGAGAGCCAACGCCUAUAGUACUUGCCAUGGAAACAAUCCGAAAUUAUCUAUUAUCUCCUCUUACACGACCUAACAAUCUUCUAUCCCCUUGGAGUAUUGUCCCUCCCUCACCUCCCAACAAACCACAUUGCCGCCCCAUCCUAAAAUCGCCCCCGCCGCCCCCGCCUCAUCGUGUCUCUCCUCCACCACCAUCAUCGCCACCGCCACCUCAUCGAGCUCCUCCUCUACCACCGCCACCACCACCAUCCCCGCCACCACCUCGUAGAGCUCCACCACCACCAUCCCCGCCGCCACCUCGUAGAGCUCCACCACCGCCAUCGCCACCACCCCCCUCGUCAAACUCCACCACCACCAUCGCCACCGCCACCUCGUAGAGCCCCACCACCACCAUCGCUACCGCCACCAUCCCCACCGCCACCUCGUAGAGCCCCACCACCACCAUCGCUACCGCCACCAUCCCCACCGCCACCUCGUAGAGCUCCACCACCACCAUCCCCACCGCCACCUCGUAGAGCCCCCCCCACCGCCACCGCCACCUCGUAGAAGUCCGCCACCACCAUCCCCACCGCCACCUCGUAGAGCUCCGCCACCACCAUCCCCACCGCCACCUCGUAGAGCUCCACCACCACCACCACGCGCUCCAACCCGUCCACCUCCACCGCACAUCCCAACCCCAACACCCUCACCACCUCAUAGAUUUUCUCCACCACCACCUCAUAUAGUUCCUCCACCCCCAACUCAGCCCUUUUCUCCACCACCACCGCCGCCUGCUCCCAAUACCAUCAUCAUCGUCUUUGCCUCACUCGGUGGACUGGUAUUUCUAGCAUUUCUCUGCGUGGCGAUUUGCUGGUUUCUUAAGAAGCGAAAGAAGAGAGUGAUUGAAGAAGAGGAUGGGGUGAGAAUAUAUGAACGUAUAAGAGUGCGAAAAGACAUUGUUGCAGGCCCAAAAGGAACAAAAGCAGGUGCCCUCUUAACCAUUGAUGAUGAGAUUGAUACUGAGGAAGAAAUGCGGAACACGAAAGUGGUAGGAUAUGGAGAAGGUUCAGGAGUCAGAUCAGUCGAAAACCAUCCUCAAGCAGCCACGGACAUGGUCUCCACCAUAUAUGAUGAUCAUCAUAAUAAAAGCCAUUAGCGAUGAUUUAUUAAUUAUUAUUCUCUGAUCUUUAAUAAACGUAAUGUUAUACAUAAAUAAUCCACUGCAAUCGAUUAUACGUAGUAUAAUUCUUGUUUGUGCAUGUAGCAACCUAAUUAGCAUCUUUGAAAUGAAUUGUGAUAUCUGAUUAUUUCUUUACUCUAAUGUAUUAAUAAAAAUACAUUUAGUACGUUUAAAUAAAUGUGAUAAGCAUGAAUAUAUAAUAAAUUAAAG